Cooperia oncophora is the source of this 750-nucleotide messenger RNA. The record is from the annotation of a GenBank genome assembly. Lineage: Eukaryota; Metazoa; Nematoda; Chromadorea; Rhabditida; Trichostrongylidae.
UUGUUCCUUAGGCAGGUCCAAAGGGUAAUUUUCAUUAGAAGAAGCAAAAUUACGACAAGCUCAAUAUGCAACCAUUGCGGUUUUCGCAUUACAGAGAUUUCAAGAGUGCGCGGAGCACUAUUCCAAACAGAGUUCGUCACUGAACCUUUCGAUUUGCCAGAACCUAUUGGAGAUGUGGUCACUAUCACUGAGAAAAUCUACGUUCCUAAGAGAGAAUAUCCUGACUAUAACUUCGUCGGACGGAUUCUCGGACCGCGUGGUAUGACUGCCAAACAGCUGGAGCAGGAAACUGGCUGCAAAAUCAUGGUUAGAGGCAAAGGAUCAAUGCGUGAUAAAAGAAAGGAGGAAGCAAAUCGAGGUAAACCGAAUUGGGAACACUUGGACGACGAGCUGCAUGUGCUCUUACAGUGCGAAGAUACCGAAAACAGGGCGAGGAUAAAGUUGCGCGCGGCUAUGGACCACGUGAAGAAGCUUCUCGUUCCGGCGCCCGAAGGAACAGAUGAACUCAAAAGGAAGCAACUCAUGGAGUUAGCCAUUAUAAAUGGAACAUAUAGACCUUUUCACAAAUCUGGAUUAUCAAACUCGAAUCGAAUUAUAACCCCUGUACCACUUGUCUCUCCAAUCCGCGCUCCUAUUUUCGUUUCACCAACAAGCAGCCCUAACAACGGAAUGGUACAGAAGCCUUCAAAUCCAGGAUAUAUUGGAACAAACUCACAGCAGCCGUUUGACUAUUCUUCAUUCAUGAAGUGA